AUGGCAGCACCACCUGCGAGGGCACGUGCCGAUUACGAUUACCUCAUCAAGCUUCUUCUUAUUGGCGACAGCGGUGUGGGGAAGAGUUGUCUGCUUUUGCGUUUUUCUGAUGGUUCCUUCACAACCAGUUUUAUCACUACCAUUGGCAUUGAUUUUAAGAUAAGAACCAUUGAACUUGAUGGCAAACGCAUUAAGUUACAAAUCUGGGAUACAGCUGGUCAGGAACGAUUUCGAACUAUUACAACAGCUUAUUACCGUGGAGCCAUGGGCAUCUUACUCGUUUAUGAUGUUACUGAUGAGGCAUCUUUCAACAAUAUUAGGAAUUGGAUUCGCAACAUUGAACAACAUGCUUCUGACAAUGUAAACAAGAUACUUGUGGGUAACAAGGCUGAUAUGGAUGAAAGUAAAAGGGCUGUGCCUACCUCCAAAGGUCAAGCUCUUGCUGAUGAGUAUGGAAUCAAGUUUUUUGAAACCAGUGCAAAGACAAACAUGAAUGUGGAAGAGGUUUUCUUUUCAAUAGCGAGAGAUAUUAAGCAAAGGCUUGCUGACACAGAUUCUAAGGCCGAGCCUCAGACUAUCAAGAUUAACCAACCAGACCAAGCAGGCAGCGGGGGUCUAGCUGCUCAAAAGUCAGCUUGCUGUGGUUCAUGA
Messenger RNA from Sphenostylis stenocarpa, 651 nucleotides. Lineage: Eukaryota; Viridiplantae; Streptophyta; Magnoliopsida; Fabales; Fabaceae. The record is from the annotation of a GenBank genome assembly.